Messenger RNA from Nomia melanderi (Alkali bee), 373 nucleotides. NCBI's taxonomy places the organism in Eukaryota, Metazoa, Arthropoda, Insecta, Hymenoptera, Halictidae. The record is from RefSeq and is a predicted model, not a curated record.
AUGGCGGUGGCGAUUGAUAUCGACAACGCCUUCAACUCGCUCCGCUGGUGUAAGGUACAGGAGGGACUGGAGUUUCUCCGGGUUCUUCUGUAUUUGAGUAACGUCAUCUGGGCGUAUCUUUGGGAUAGGUGGAUUUUAUUCAAUGACAGGGACGACAGGUCUCGCAGGAGACAAAUUGAUGGCGUGGUGCCCCAAGGAUCCAUCCUGGGGUCCACACUAUGGAAUAUCGCAUACGACAUAGUAUUGAGGGAUACCCUCAUUCCGAACACGGAAGUCGUCUACUACGCGAACGACACGCUUCUGCUGGUCGGCGAGACGGGAUUUGCGGUGGUCAGCCGAGCCGCGGAAGUGGCGGCAUUGGCGUUGUUGCGCU